This is a messenger RNA of Coccidioides posadasii C735 delta SOWgp, 2093 nucleotides long. RefSeq lists its product as uncharacterized. Gene Ontology annotation, molecular function: protein kinase binding. Gene Ontology annotation, biological process: signal transduction. Gene Ontology annotation, cellular component: nucleotide-activated protein kinase complex; nucleus; cytoplasm. The record is from RefSeq and is a predicted model, not a curated record. Lineage: Eukaryota; Fungi; Ascomycota; Eurotiomycetes; Onygenales; Onygenaceae.
GAGCUGCAUGCCAUCCGUGUAGCAACGUCGUCGAAGCACAGGAGAAAGACAGAGAGAAACUUCGUUAGGCCGUUGUGCUAAGAAAUUUAGUCUCUCUCUAUCUCUCUCUCUCUCGCGCGCGCGCGCAAUCCGUCGGCUUCAUCCUCUUGGUUGGGCGAUGUGAAGAUGGGAAACACCCCGUCGAAACCCCCUGGUCAACCAGCGCAAGGCCCCUCGGCGCAAUGGAACGACAGGAAAGUGAACAGAAGAACGUCCAUCCAGGCAUUGUCGGGGAGCAAAUCAGCAGCUGUCGAUCCAUCGGCUUCAAAAGAGAGCGCAACCGGUCAAUAUUCUCAACGGCAGCAAACGCCGGUUCAUCAGAGGCUACAGUCACGCAACAUCGCCGAGUCGGCAGGUCGAGGUUACGAUAGGUUGGAACGACGCAUCUCCCGGAAGGAACGUGAAGAUGAUACUCGAGAUUUUCCUAUCCACCCAAAGCCGUCCGACACUCCUGAACCAGCAAGAGCCGUUCAAGUCCCGACUCCAGCGUCAUCACAGCAGUAUCCAUAUGUAGGCGGAUAUGGACCGUCUGUAAACACCUACUAUGCUACCCCUUCACACCUCUCACGGCCCCCACGGCUUCCUCUGCCGAUUGGCGAUGCGAUGUCGGUCCCUGGAUCACCAAUCACAGCCAGUGGCUCAUUGGGUGCAACGGCCGCUUUUGAUAGGGCCGGAAUCUACCCUGACAAAUCAGGUUUGAGUGAUACUGCUGAUGAUGACGAUGAAGUUGUGGAUGAGCUGGAACCAUUUGUUACCACCGGCCUAAACAAGGCCGUAUCGACGACUAUCGAGUGGAGAGGUGGUGGGGAGAAGGUAUAUGUGACAGGAACCUUCGUAAAUUGGGCAAGGAAAUUUAAACUAUACAAGAGCGAGGUUGAAAACGGCUUGUUUUCGACUACUCUCAAACUUCGUCCAGGGACGCACCAUCUUAAAUUCAUUGUAGAUGGUGUUAUGAGAACUUCCGACAGCCUUCCCACUGCCGUUGAUUUUACCAACCACCUGGUCAACUACAUUGAAAUAAGCCCUGAUGAAAUGCCAGCUUCCCGGGGAAGUGAUAAGCCUCCUAAAGUUGUGAUUCCACCAGGACUUUAUCCCCCGCAGGUGCUUCCCGACUCUUUACCCGUAGAAGAACCCGAAAAGGAGCCUGAAGAAGAGAUACCCCUCGGUGAUUUCCGUACAAUUAUUCCACCGGUCCUCAUCGAUAUAGAUACGGAAGAAAGCACACCGGGCUAUACACAAGCCGCGAACAUCAUAAAUGAUUUUCCUGCCCCACCGAUGCUGCCAAUGUUCCUCGGCCGAUCGAUAUUGAACAGCUCCACGCCCAUGAAAGACGAUAACAGCGUUCUGAAUUACCCGAAUCACACUGUCUUGAACCAUCUUGCGACUAGUAGUAUAAAAAAUGGUGUCCUAGCCACGAGCGUGACGACAAGAUACAAAAGAAAGUAUGUGACAACCAUUUUGUACAAACCCACCGGCCAUGAAUAAACCUUCCCACUUGCUUGGGAAGGCUGGUUCUGCAUUGCGGGCCUGUACACAUACACACACCUUACACAAGCUGUCGUGGUACCAUGGCAUAUCCUUGGUUCCAUCGAGGGUGCCAUGUCCCUCGCCAAGCCAACAUGUGACGGGCCAAAUUGAAUUGGGUUCAUUUUCCCGCUUUUGUUUAUUAGCUAUGGUGGCCAAGUUAAAUACAGCGGAGGCAAGCUGCCCUCUCUCACGUCCAAAAAUUCCUUUUCAAUAUUUUUCCCCAUUAGCGGUUUGAUGAGACUGCCUUGAUCUAUUGAGCGACACCUUUAUUUCAUCGAAGCGAAUUUUUUCGGUUCUUUGCGUUCUUGGCGGGACAUUCACAUGUCUUAAGCAUGUCCUCUGGUGGAGGUUACAGGCAAUCCAAGGUGUUAAAAGUUUUAUGAUGCAUUUAGAAGAAGGGUCGAAGAAUCCCCUUCUAUAUGAGUUCGGAUUUUAGGAGGCGGUUCCGAAUUUCAAUCUUCCCCUAGCCUUCGGAAAAACACGGCUAGAUGAUGUACGUUAUGGGACUGGAACAAAGUAACGAAAGC